Molecule: messenger RNA, 633 nt
Organism: Macrosiphum euphorbiae (potato aphid)
Lineage: Eukaryota; Metazoa; Arthropoda; Insecta; Hemiptera; Aphididae
Source: the annotation of a GenBank genome assembly
AUGGAAACCGUUAUUGGAAUAAAGUUCAAUGAUUUCGUGCUCAUCGCCACCGACAUGACGGCUGCCCACAGUAUUAUGGUCAUGAAAGAUGAUGAAGACAAAACGUACAACAUCACCAACAAUGUAGUGAUGGGUGUCACAGGUGAAGCAGGUGAUGUACCUAGAUUUGCAGAGUACAUCACUCAAAACGUCAAACUUUACCGCAUGCGUAAUGGAUAUGAUUUGUCCAUUCCGGCGAUUGCGACUUUCACUCGUAAAACUGUUGCUGAACACCUUAGAAGCCAAAGUCCUUAUCAAGUAAACUUCAUGCUCGGAGGAUAUAAUCCAACUGAGAAAAAAUCACAUUUAUACUUCAUUGAUUAUUUGGGAGCUCAGGUUGAUGUUCCUUAUGGUGCUCAUGGAUAUGGUGGUAUGAUGACAAUCACAGUUAUGGACCGUUACUACAAACCAGAUGCAAAUUAUCAAGAAGCAUACGAUCUCCUAAAAAAAUGCAUAUUAGAAGUACAAAAACGAUGUAUCAUCAACAUGCCCAAAUUUAAAGUUAAAAUAUCUUGUGCUGGAGGUGUACAAGAAUUGCCAAUAAUUACCAAGGAUAAUAUUGAACAGAAAAUCAUUGUUAAUGUAAAAGAGUAA